Bufo gargarizans (Asiatic toad) is the source of this 3713-nucleotide messenger RNA. RefSeq lists its product as uncharacterized. Gene Ontology annotation, molecular function: metal ion binding. Lineage: Eukaryota; Metazoa; Chordata; Amphibia; Anura; Bufonidae. The transcript is spliced from 10 exons. The coding region runs from base 57 to 2768 and encodes 903 amino acids. Gene Ontology annotation, biological process: superoxide metabolic process. The record is from RefSeq and is a predicted model, not a curated record.
CAGCAUUCCUGGCUCACGAGUCUGCGGUCAAAGAGUCCCGAGGAGAUUUAAUUGCCAUGAUCGAGAUGGUGGGCACGACCGGCUCCAUAUCCAUCAACGCCGGGAUCCUCCGCACCAACCUGACCGGCACAUGUGGCCCUGUCAUUGUCUCCAUACAUGACUUCCCUGUGGUGUAUGGAGCCUCGUGGGACCCAUGUACUGAGGAGCUCAUUGGUCAGACUCUUUACAAUGUCACCAUAAAUGAAGUAGGACAAGCGGUGGUUGACAGUAAAAUGAGAUAUGACGGGCGGUCGCUGGUUCUCCAGACCUGUGGCCAUAGGACAUGUGCAAAUUUGCAAGACAGUUCUCAGCGGGUGUGGCAGGCCAAGUUCCAAUCCUUCAUCAUCGGGCAGGCGUACUUUGUGCAGUCACUGCUUCAGAACCUGCUCCUCAGUGUUCUGGACCUGGCCAUACUGGGAGAACUUCCGACAUCCAGCGCCUCCCUGCUGCUCUCCAGCUCCUGUCGCCUCGAUGAUGCUCACCAGUUCGGCAGCAUUGAACUUGGAAGCAGCCACAAGUUGGUCAAGAGUCGGGUUGAGUUGAGCAAUGUCACUAUAAGGGAAUAUCUUCUGGUAAAGUACAAUGAGAGGUGGGUGUGUGCGGAGCUGAAGACCAUAACUCCUAGAGAGGCAGCUGCAGCAAUCAGCAUGCGCAGAGUCAGUGGAAGGUUUACAUUCAGACAAGAGUCUCCCUUUCACCCAACUCGAAUGACUAUUAACCUAUGGCAGCUUCGAGGGCGUGCAGGCCACUAUGGAAUUCACUCUCUGCCCAUUCUUCCACGACAGGAGUCCGGGCAGGACGUGUGCACUGCAGCAAACACAGGGAAGCAGUGGGAUCCCAUAGAUGUCAGCAGUCAUUCUACAACUAUUUGGAGUGGUCACAGCUCUUGGCCGGCAGGUGACCUGAGUGGACGUCAUGGCACACUUCAUGGUUUGGAGAACUUUACAGCCAUGCUGAUUGACUGGAACUUACCAAUGUUUGGCAAUAAUAGCAUUGUUGGCCGCUCUGUAGUCAUAUAUGAGAGCGGCGGAUCGGCAUGGGUCUGCAGCACUAUAUGCCUGGAAGGAGAUGCCAUCAGAGCUACUGCAGUCUUCCGGAAAGGGGUGGUUGGUAGAAUCAUGUUCUGGCAGGCACAAAACGAUCCAUACAGUGACCUGACCAUAUACGUGGAGCUGAGCCAUGGUUCAGGUAGUGCUAGUAGGGGUCACAACUGGCACAUUCAUAGAGUUCCCCUCCAAGAUUCAGAGAGCUGCACCAAAGCUGGAGGACACUACAACCCGUUUAAUGUGCCUGUCAAUGGCAAUUAUAGUGAUGAGUGCAGGUCAACGCGUCCUCUGUGGUGUGAGGCUGGAGACUAUGCCUCCAAACACCAUCCUAUCGCCUUCACACCUAGCCCUACCAGAUAUCUCAUUACUGAUACUUCCACAUCACUCACUGGGCCAUAUUCUAUCAUCGGCCGCUCGUUGGUCAUCCAUGGAGAAGAUGGCGCCUCCACACGGGUGGCCUGUACCAACAUCCUCCUUCAUCACAGCACAGAAGGAAGGACCACUUCUUGGUUUGGUUUUGGCAAUGCUUAUGGGAUGUUGCUCGCCUCACAGGCAACUGACCUGGACCCAACAUUGGUUCACUUCACUAUCCAUGGACUGGGGGGCCAUGCAGGGGGGUUACACAUCCAUGUUCUUCCGGUGAGUGAAACAUCAGACAAUGCCUGCUCAAACAUUCAGAUUAAAGGUCACUUUAACCCUUUCAGCAUUGAGGCCUCCACAUCUCCAGCAGCAGGAAGCGGCACAGAUGACAACUAUGAGGUGGGGGACAUCAGUGGUCGCCAGGGGUCUUUACUCAACCAAGACAAUGUGACCAAGCAAUACACGGACAUGAACUUUCUAUUGUCUGGGACACAUGGAGUCCUCGGUCGAUCACUGGUGAUUCACUAUGCCAACGGCUCAAGAAUGCAGUGCGCCAGUUUCCUGCAGGAUUUGCCCGCAGAUGCAGAAUGGGUUCGAGCUUCUGCAGAGUUCUCUGGAAACAUCAGUGGGAGAAUCUUGCUGAGUCAGAUCGUGUACCCAGAUGGUGGGUGUGGUGACACAACCAUGUUGGUGGAUCUUCACUCAUCCUCCUCAGCCCCGGGAAAGACUAUUGAAUGGCACAUCCGGACAGAGGAGCGUGGAGAAACCUACAAUCCAUAUGACAUUUCUGGGCAGACAGGAGGCUGGUGCACAAUGCAGAGUCCGCAGCUCUGUAGAGUCGGGGACCUGAAGGGGAAGCAUGGACUGCUGGUUCCAGGAAACAAGGUGUUGGUGACAGACCCCAACCUGCCCCUGGCCGGAGAUGUCACAGUAAUAGGAAGGAGCCUGACGGUCACAUUGGACUCCCUGGAGCUGUCGUCUCCCAUCCUUCCUGACGUCCCCAUCACAUCUCUGUAUUUGCAGCGGAUGACAUCAUUUAAUAGAUCAGCCUUCCGUGAAGCCUUGUCUCUGAUCCUGAACGUCACCCCCUGGAAAGUUACAUUUUUACCUGACAGUAAGGACAGCGUUACAGUGUGUCAGCGCGUGGGCUUCUUCAUCAUAGGGUUCAAUGACACAGGAGCCCUGUCCUCAAUACACACCCAAGAAUCACUGGGGCCGCCAUGCCCAUCUCCGUCAGGGUCAUUGGCAUCCAGCGCUGGUAGGGACCUGAGAACAAUGGGGGCCAUCCUGAUUAUGGAGUCUCUGCUCCUCCUCCUGUGGUGACCCCUGCCCAUCUCCUGUUAUCUGCUCCUUGUGGUUUAUGAUGCUGGUCUAGAUCCUCGCCCCUCAAUGAUUCACCCAACUCACUAAUCAUCACUGAUCUCAGAAUUUGAGGUCACCUGCCACUAUUCUUCUUCAUCAUGGAUGGCCCUGUGUCUCUCAUACCUGGAUGCAAUGUGGAGAUGCUCUCGCCUCUUCAGUAUGUAGACUUGAUCUUCAGGAUGUAGACUUGAUCUGUGCUCUGUAGCAUAUAAAUAGGUCAUGUACUCCACUAUGCUCUGCAGGAUAUACAGUAGAUCUGCUCUGUUCUUUGUGUAACGCCCCAGAGGUGCAUUACCACUUCUGCACCUUGCUACUGUCUCCUAUGGUUAACCUAAUGUCAUCCUAUGUAUUCAUUUCUAGGUCCUGCAAAAUGUGUAUUCCUAUAUCUUGUUAUGUAACUGUUCAAGUGUAAUAUGCCUGGUUCACCAGCAGAUGGCGGCAACAACGGCAGAGCAAUUUUACCUAGAAUGGAACCCUUCUUUCCACUCUAGCUCUCUCUAAGAGAUGGAGGAGUUUAGUCUGGAGUCAGAAUAGAGUACCCCCUGCUAGUGGAAGGCAGCAGGAGCCCGUCCCUGUUGGACGAGCCCUGCCUAGGCCAGCUUGAGCACCCUCAGCUCAGCUGGAUCUGGAGGCCGCAGCCAAGAGCCCCAGCGACCAGGAGUAAAGUUCCCUGGACAAAGCUAGAGACAGACCACAUCACAGAAAGUGAAGUACAGCCUAAAGCAGAAGCUGAGUUCUAUACCCAGCCUGUUAGCACAGUAGAGCCGGAGAGCAACAGAUGUAGCAGAGAAGAGUUUUCCUGUCACCGUUUUAAUGCCAAAAUCUGCUUGGAACCAAGACAAAGCCUGUAAUAGUUUUUUGGGAGAAAAGUUUAUUCAAGUAAAGUUGCUGUUCAACUAUAUAAAA